Messenger RNA from Astyanax mexicanus (Mexican tetra), 5490 nucleotides. RefSeq names its product TSC22 domain family 2 (gene tsc22d2). NCBI's taxonomy places the organism in Eukaryota, Metazoa, Chordata, Actinopteri, Characiformes, Acestrorhamphidae. Gene Ontology annotation, biological process: regulation of transcription by RNA polymerase II. The coding region runs from base 665 to 2851 and encodes 728 amino acids. The record is from RefSeq and is a predicted model, not a curated record. The transcript has 4 exons.
AGCGGAGGAGUGCGGUGGGUUUAGCGCUGCUGCUCCGCGGUCUGAGCGCCGUUCCCACACACAGUCUGCAGAUCAGCGCUACAGGAAAAGAGACUAAAACACACCGCGGCCGCCUGUCUGACUCAGACCCAGGCUGCUCCGGAACGGCGCGGGCGCGUCUUUCUCCUUCUUUCCCGGAGUGUUUUGGUACUUGUUCUGGAGGCGGAGGCCGAGGCCGGCGGUGGAUGCGAGGCCGCGGGCAGCCUUCCCGCUUCGGCCCGGAGAAAGCAGCCUCAGCCCGGGGAGCUCGACGGCCACGCCGGCGUCGCUUCGGAGCCCGGCUCGGAGCCUGAAAAGCUGCGUUUAGGCCUCUUCAAGUCGGGUUUGUAGUGCGGACUCUGUUUUUAAUCACCCGUCGUCUCCUUAAUGCCCUCGGAAAGGACUUUUCUGAGCUUUUUUGAAGGUUUAACUGUGUUAAAAAAGUCGUCGAAAAAUGCAACAGGAGAGAAGAGGAAGAGCGACGGUGACGCACAGGCUAACGGCAGCUAGCGCUAAAAUCUGAGAGAAGCUCGUCCAGGUUUCCUCUGCUGCGUUUCUGGGGCGAAGUAGCGCGUUAGUCUUAGUUUUUAAACAUUUUUGGGUCGUAUUUGGUGCCUGGCUGGUGCUCACAGACCCUGUUUCAGACAUGUCUAAGAUGCCGGCGAAGAAAAAGAGCUGUUUUCAGAUCACCAGCGUGACUCAGGCUCAGGUGGCCGGCAGCGGCCAGCCUGACGACACGGAAAGCCUGGACGAUCCGGACGAAUCCCGGACUGAGGACAUUUCUUCAUCCGAGAUCUUUGACAGUGUGUCCCGGACCGAGCUGGAGGCGGGCACCGGCGAACGCAGCUCGUCCGAGGAGACUCUGAACAACGUGGGAGAAUCCGAGGGUCCUCCUGCUUCUCACAAGCCGGGAUUGUUGGCUCCUUCCAACGGAGGCGUGGGGCCUAGGGAACUGGGAACCUUAUCUGGUGGAGCCUUGCCUGGGAGCUUACAUUCACCUGGAGUCGUGGGCUAUCAAGGGCCACAGGGGCCUGUCCAGUCGUCCCAGUUGCCCCAGGUAUCCCAGGUGACCCAGUCAUCAUCCUCCUCCACCUCCUCUGGGGCCUUCAGUUCUCGCUUCAGGCUUAUCAAACUUGACCACAGUACUGGAGAACCCUUCAAGAGAGGCAGGUGGACCUGCACGGAGUAUUAUGAAAAAGACCCUGAUGUGGGCAGUAGUAGAACUGUGGACAGUAUAAGGCACACGAAUGUGAGCGUGGUGAGUGAGCAAGGCACGGACAGAGAUAGAGACAGUGGGCUCGGGGCCACAAUAGGAUCCGUGACCCGCCCUUCUGGCCUCUCUGGUCAGGGGGACGAGCCGCCCGCCCUCGACCCAUCCUUGCUCCAUGGGUCUCUGCAUCCUUUCGAGCAACAUGGUUAUGGUAUUGUGCCACAACAGGUGCCUCCUGGCUCUGGGACGGUGACCUCUGACGCCCUCGGUAGCAAACAGCAGCAUCAGGCCCCUGCAGGCCCUGGUUCUCAUGUCACCAACGUUCCUCACAGCCUUCUCCCGCCCGGGCACAAUGGGUUGCAGCAAGGCGGUCAUCACGUUCAGAAGCAGCUUGGAGUUGCACCAACAAUUUCUCAGCAGCAGACAAUGCUCUAUCAGGCCCAACAGCAGCAGCAGCAGCAGACACAGCAGCAGCAGUUACCUCUUGGACAUCACCUGCCCAACCAGCCGGGCCUAGCCGAAUACGCACAGCAGCAUCUGCCUCUGACUGUCGCCCAAACACAUCCCGGUGCUAGCUUGUCUGUGGUUCACCCAGCCAGCCAGGGGCCUUCACCCGUCCCAACUCCAGCAGCGGGGGGCAUGCCUGUGUUGGGUGUUCCUGGGGAUAUGACGGGCAUGCCUGUUCCUUUACCAGGGGGCCAGCCUGGGCCUUCAGUUUCAAACCUGUUGCCCCAGCUUGGGGCAGGAAUGAUUAGUGGAGUGAGCGCUAUUCCUACAGGACAGUCAUCAGUUCAGUUGGGACAGUAUCCACCCUCAAGUAUGGCAGUGCCUCCACAGAACGCCCAAACGUUGCCAGCAGUGCCCACAUCAGCUGGGAUGGGCGGUGCGCCCGUUACGGGUGGGCACUCCCCAAUGCCAGCCAGUGGAGGCGUGCCUGUACCCAUGCCCAAUGCAAGCUCGUCUCAAGCCCAAGUGACCCGCAACGCAGCAGCCGUGGGUGGGUUCGGCCAGCUGGAGGAGGGCCGGAGGAAAUCGGACGUUCUGGCCCAGGUUCCUCUGAUGCCUGGGAAAGAUCUGGGCAAGCCCCUGAUCACGGAGGACCUGCCUUUGGCCACCCCUGGAGUGAACAGCCUGUUUGGAAUAACCAUCCCUAUUGAUGGGGAUGAUGACAGGAACCCUUCUACAGUUUUCUACCGAGCCUUCCAGCCAGGCAGUAGGCUGCGCGACUCGAAGCCUCUGGGCGAUAGUGCCUCUGGAGCAAGUGUCGUUGCCAUUGAUAAUAAAAUAGAGCAAGCAAUGGAUCUGGUGAAAAGCCAUCUGAUGUACGCGGUGCGAGAGGAGGUGGAGGUUCUGAAGGAGCAGAUUAAAGAGCUGUACGAGAGGAACUCUGUGCUGGAGCGGGAGAACGCUGUGCUGAAGAGUCUCGCCAACAACGAUCAGCUCUCUCAGCUUUCCUCCCCUGCCUCCAACCCCAGCAACAACCCCAGCAACCCCAGUACAAACCCCAGCAACCCCGGCAGCACUCCUUCACAGCCUCUGCCUCAGUUCCAGCCUGAGAUCAGCCAAGCCAUGAGCCCGCCGCUGCAGCCGCUCCCGCCGCAGCCCAGCGUCACCUCCGCUUAGAGCUCCGCCCCCUUACCUUCCUCACCGCAUAAUCCGCGGGGGGGGGGGGGGAAGAAACAUCCUCAAAUUACAGGGGUACUUCAGUAUUUUUCUAAACCUAAUCUGAAUUGUUGCAGAUGAGAACAGAAGCCUGAAGCCAAAAAAAAGGGUUUUCAGCCUUUUUUCCAAAUUCUGCACAAAAAAAAAUAUAUAAAAAUACAAUCAAAGCGUUAAAACCACGGUCGACAUCAUCUGCACCAGAGAUUAUGUUAAAAAGUAUUGAAGCAUCUCAAAAUAUAUUCUAUUAUGAUGAAAAUAAUACAAUAAAAAAAAAAAUUGUCUUGUUCACCACCAGCUUGGAAAAAGCAAAACGUCAAAAAAAAAAGAGAAAAAAUCAACGAGCAGUGCUUCAGUGUGUGUCCGUGCUGUCAGCCUUCCCCGUGUCAGGAUGGACCAGUGACCAGUGAGGUCGGAGGAUUUUAAUGUUUGCCAGCAAAAGGGGCGGAGCCGAAUGAUUUAGAAGUGUUUUUUUUUUUUGUUCAUUUUUGUUUUUUUUUUUAGUAAAAAAAAAAAAAAAGAAUCCAGCCAUGAGAAGGGUUUAUUUUUUAGCGUUGCUGUUUUCAAGCAAGAGUCUAUUUUUCAGAGCCACCAUUGCUUAACUUCCACAACAUGAUAUGAUGAUGAUAAUGAUUAUAUAUAUAAAUAUAUAAAUAUAUAGAUAUAUAUUUUCUUUUUUUUUUUGUCUUUUUUUUUUUUAUUCACCAGUCAGUUUGCAUUGUACUGUUAUUUAUUAGAGGGCUGCUAUGGUUCAGAUCCUGACAGGUUAGAGAGAAGGAGCCUUUAUUCUUCGUUCCAGUCCAUCAUUCAUAUUCAUCUGUAAACUCUUCAUAAUAAAGGGGCGGCAUGUGGUUCUGUGAGAACCUCCACUAUUGGUUCCUUAGAGAAGCGUGUUUAUAAUAUAGAAGGUUUGUGAACGUGAAGAACCUUUUAUUAACGAUCUAAAGAAACUUUGCGUGGUGGAGUGAAGUAAAGUAGAAGAAAGUUAAUGGUUUUUCCCUCACUGUAGCAGAUUUCUAUUACAUCUCUAUUACAGAUUAUAAAUAUGAUGAUUCUAGAACCCUUGGUUCUGUGUAGAACAGUUUGUAGUAGAGAUGUAAGGUGUAGGAACCUUUUAAAAAAGAAGGUCUGAAAGGCUUCGAGUGGUCCAGCGGUCUGAAGCGCUGCCACUAUGAUCGGGGUCGAGAUCGACAGUUCGAAUCCUGGUCAUGCAGCUUGCCAUCAGCUGCCGGAGCCCCAAGAGAGCACAAUUGUCCUUGCUCUCUCUGGGUGGGUACAGUACAGUAAAUGCACUCGCUCUUUCCCCUCAUCACUCCUAGGGUGAUGUGGAUCAGCACAAGGCUGCAUCUGUGAGCUGAUGUAUCAGAACCACAGCGUUAGCGCUGCUGUGAUGCUAUUGAGCUUCUGGUGUUGGGGAAUUACUAGUGAUAAAAGGGGUGCUAAUGAGUGGGUUGGGUAAUUGGCCUUUUAAAUUGGGGAGAAAAUGUAAUAAAAAUGUUAUAAGAGAGAUUUAUCAAAAUUCGGUCUCAAAGAUCUUUUUAUUUAAAGGUUUUAUCAAUGUUUUUUUUACACUUCUCUAUUAUAAAUAUACUUCUCUAUGGAACUGUGUGUUAAGAAUCUUAUAUUAAAGAUCUAAAGAUCUUAAAGAGUCACUUCACUUCAUAUAAACGAUUCUUUCUGCACAAGUUUGGAACCGAAGUGGUAGUUCUCCUGUCUCUACCUUUAUUUUUAAGAUUGUAAUUGUAAUUGUAAUUGAGGCAGUAAUUGGCCAUGGAUAUUUAGCGCAGUAGAACGGACGCGACGAGGCAGUUCAAACACUAACGGCAGUUUUACCUCUAAGCUGAGAAUGUGAAGGGGUUAAGACCUGGGAUGAAUGUACAUUAUAUUUGUAUAGAGCGCAAAGCAUGAAGAGAGAGCAUGCGGGGGCGGGUUGAGGCUUUCCCAGCGAAAGAAUGAAGUCUUCACUCCUGCCGCCAGUAUGCUGAAAAUACACACCGUAAAAAUAUAAAAAAGCAAAUCGCCAUGCUCUCGCACCCCUAAACCCCCUGUACCCCCUGACCCUGAUGGUUUUGUGCAUAGGUUUCUUUUCUUUCAGGUUGGGAUGGGGAUUACAAAGCUGUGAAAAUCGUUUCAACCUACUUUGUAACCAAAGAUGCGAAGCAGUGUAACUCGAGCUUUUUUUUUUUUUCUCUAUUUUUAUUUUUUGUUUGUUUUUAUGCACAUUCUAUGAUUAUUUUUUUUUUACUUCCUCCUUCACUGUUUAUUUUGUUUUUUUUUUUGUCAUUGCUUUUUAGCAUGUUCUGCAUGAUCUGUAAUAUUUUUUUUGUCGAACCACUUUCUUACCUCAUAUUUGUAUUCAGCACUCUUAUUGUAAGAUAGCAGGCUGUGAACAAUGUAAAAUAAAAAAAAAUGGGUGGAAGAGACGCGGAGGUGGCGGAGACGAGAAAAAAAAACAAACUAGUGUUUCUGCACACUAGCCGCAGAAAAAAAAUGAAGUGAGCCAUGUUUUGUUCAUUUAAAUGGUGUUGGAAUUUCAUAUGCCAAUAGUUUUGUUACAUUGCAAAAUUUUAAUGUAUUUAAAUAAAUGCAAUAUUCAAAUUCCA